Molecule: messenger RNA, 3352 nt
Organism: Candoia aspera
Lineage: Eukaryota; Metazoa; Chordata; Lepidosauria; Squamata; Candoiidae
Gene: NHERF2
Product: NHERF family PDZ scaffold protein 2
Exons: 7
Coding region: 195-1274 (359 amino acids)
Biological process (GO): protein localization to plasma membrane
Cellular component (GO): apical plasma membrane
Molecular function (GO): protein-membrane adaptor activity; signaling receptor binding
Source: RefSeq, a predicted model, not a curated record
GCCGCCGCCGCCUUCGGCCUGCGGGCGCUCGGGGGCGCCGUUGCCGGAGAGCGGGGGCGCGGGGGUGGCCGCGGGGCGGCCCGGCCGCGGAGACGCCCCCGCCGCGCGCUGAGCGCCGCCCCUCCUGGCCGGCCGUCGGAAGCGGAGCCCGCGGGCCAGCCGGCCAGCCAGCCAGCCAGCCAGCGAGCCCGGCCAUGGCCAAGGAGCAGGGCGCGCCCCGCCGCCAGCCGCGCCUCUGCCAGAUGCUGCGCGGCGAGCAGGGCUACGGCUUCCACCUGCACGGCGAGAAGGGCAAGAGCGGCCAGUUCAUCCGCAAAGUCGAGCCCGGCUCGCCGGCCGAGGCGGCGGGGCUGCGCGCCGGCGACCGCCUCCUCGAAGUCAACGGCGUCAACGUGGAGAAGGAGACGCACCACCAGGUUGUGCAGCGCAUCAAAGCAGUGGAAACCGAGACCCGUUUGCUGGUGGUGGACAAAGAGACGGAUGAGCAUUUCCGGAGUCUCCGCCUGACCUGCUCUGAGGAGACGGGGCACCCCGUCGCAGCGGCAAACCCUGAAGCGGCACCAGGCAAAGUGCCCAGUACCAGCAACGGAGACUCCUGGAAAGCCGGGGCAGAGCUGAGCAGCAGGAACCUGAAAAGGCACAAGCACGGCUUCGGUUCGGAGAGUGGGAAGAAGGAUGUGAAUGGACAAGCCAAGGAGCCUUUGGGGCCCCGACUUUGCCACCUCAAGAAAGGCCCCAAUGGCUAUGGGUUCAACCUGCACAGCGAGAAGUCCAGGCCUGGACAGUUCAUCCGGUCAGUGGAUCCGGACUCACCAGCAUCCAGGGCAGGUCUCCGACCCCAAGACAAACUUAUUGAGGUCAAUGGGAUCAAUGUAGAAGGCAUGAAGCAUUCAGAAGUUGUGGCGCAUAUCAAGUCUAAGGAAAAUGAAGCUAGGUUGUUGGUAGUGGACCCUGGAACAGAUGAAUAUUUCAAGAAACUUGGCAUCACCCCUGCUGAAGAACACAUUCGAGGGGGAGUUCCUCAACCUAUGACGAACGGGUCAGCGCAAACACAGCUGAAUGGAGGAUCCCUGUCUUCAUCCCACAGUGACUGCCAAAGUCCCGAGGAGGCCGAGGUAAAAGAGUCGAAAAAGAAAGAUCCGUUUGAAGAAAGUGGGUUGAACCUGAGUCCCACCGCAGCGGAAGCCAAAGAGAAAGUGCGUGCCAAGCGGGUGAACAAGAGGGCACCUCAGAUGGACUGGAACAAGAAACGGGAGAUUUUCAGCAACUUCUGAGCCCAUCAAGAGCCCCACUUCCUUUCCGGCUCCUCCUGCCAGGAGACAUUUGCCAGGUGCACGAAUCGUGCCACACCCCGAUGGGCAGAGCCGCAACUCACCCCAUGCUCCAUGUUUUUCCACAGGCAAGGCAGAUUUUCCAAACCUCUCUGAUUGUGCAAAGUGGUCAGAGACCAAACGAGAGAGAGAAGUGAAGGCAAAGAAGGUGGGAGGGAGAGAGACUGAUGGAAUUGCAGGGCUGAAGCUCGGAGACUAACAAGUAAGGGGGGGAAAACCUCUUACGGUUUGUAUUAAUUAUGGAUCACUUAACUGGCAAUAUUUAGAAUAUAGUAUUUAUAGGACCAUUUUUAUAUAAGGAAUUGUUUGAGUUUCUUCUCUUCCCCAUUUGUGUUUAGAUAUUUUAAAAUAUUUUUACAUUCCAAAACAGCACAUCUCCUUUCCACUUAGAUGAAAGCUAUAGUUUAUACCGCUGUGGGGUACAGUGUUAACAUCUUCAUAAAUGGGUUAGCCAACCAGUUCUUAAUUGUGACUCCUUCAGCUCUAAGUUUGGGUUUUAUUUUUUCAGUACUGUAGUUAGGACUUGAAAUACCCUUGUUUUUAGCAUAGCAGAUCCUUUUCUUUCCAGUCUUUUUCAAGGCUCAGAACGUAGCAAGGACAAGCUUUUUAUGUUACAAAAUACCACACAUGGUUACAAGGAUAGACAUCAUAAGCAGUCAAGCCAGCAUCUUAAGGACCCCUGUGUGAAUCCUGACAUUUAUAAGGCAUUGCAAUCUGAAUUCAUUUUUGUUAUAACAAAAAGCUGGGAAUACACUUUUUAGUGAGACUUGAGUUGAGAGUAGUAGGAGAAAAAGGUUGUGUCCAGGCAACGGUCUAGAACAGCUCCUUCAGGAACAAAGUUCAUGCUGGUAAGCAAGAAACAACUCAAGGUGAGAUGUUCACACCAGUUUUGAGGAAGUGGAUUUCAUCUCCAUUUUUUAAAUUAAGUCUAGGGCAUUAAAAAAAACUUUAAAAACUUUAAUUUUGCUGAUCUUUCAGUGGCUGUGAGGUAACCAGCCUCUCUUUCAACUUGCAACAUAAUAGCUGCAUUUUUCUGCCCCAUGGAAGAAAGAUGUUGACAGGGAUUGAUCUCAUGUGGGACUAAUCUUCGCACAGGUAGUAAACAUGAUUGUGAAUUUGGUGUAAUGCUCUCUAAUUCUUACCUAGUUGCUAUUGGGGAAAGUGUGAACGCUAGAAAAGAGGGUGUCUGCUGCUCUCCGAAGAAGAUAUUUGUACAUCUGCUCCAGAGCUGUCAGUGUGUGCCUAACUAGGUCAAGGCUCAAAAGCCAGAGACCAAGGGUUCCUGUGACUUCGUGGGUAAAUCUGGUUGCCAUCAGUGGCCACUGACCAUUCUAAGAGGGUAAAGGAGGUUGGACCCACAGGCCAAAGUCUGCUGGGAAACUCUUUAUGUGCAAGCCCUUUAGGCAAUGGGCAUUUUUACCCCAUCUUUAUUUCUGACAGGACAGGGGUCAUGGGAAUUUUCUGCUGCAUGUGCCAAUGUGCCUUGGACCCAGGUCAGGAGAGAGCAUACAAAUCUGGGAUUCCCUUCCACUGUAAUGACUGAAAUUAAUCCUCUUUGGUGGGGAAUGUGGUUUCUCACUUACAGUGUUUCUGGACAGCAUAAAAACAAGGCAAAUAUUUCCAAGUAAUCUCUGCAGAAAUCUCUUGCCCAUAAAAAUGCCACUGAAUACCAUUUGCUCCUGGACCUGAAGUGGAGGUCAUUCAUGACAGAAUGUACAGCUCCCAACAUUUCAAUGAUGGCUCAGAGAUCUCCAGAAGAGCUACCAAAUUGUAAUUAUUAAUAUGGCAGAAGGGGAACAUUAAUGAAUAGGUGACCAGUCAGAAAUAAUCUUAACCAUAUCGAAUCUUCAUUAAAUCUAAAUGUAAGUCACACUGAGUUAAUUAAUGAACCCUAGACUCCUUUAUUUUGGAGGGCAGCCUCUUAAAAGCUGAAGGUGGUCUUUGACACGGAAAAAAAUGACCACCACAAAAUCAGGUUCCAAACCUUUAACAUGAACCUGCUAAGUAGGAAGGGAAGAACU